This is a messenger RNA of Colossoma macropomum (tambaqui), 5829 nucleotides long. RefSeq names its product ubiquitin specific peptidase 38 (gene usp38). Gene Ontology annotation, molecular function: cysteine-type endopeptidase activity; cysteine-type deubiquitinase activity. Gene Ontology annotation, biological process: ubiquitin-dependent protein catabolic process; protein deubiquitination. The record is from RefSeq and is a predicted model, not a curated record. The transcript has 11 exons. NCBI's taxonomy places the organism in Eukaryota, Metazoa, Chordata, Actinopteri, Characiformes, Serrasalmidae. Gene Ontology annotation, cellular component: nucleus; cytosol. Bases 190 to 3258 code for a protein of 1022 amino acids.
UGACGUUUGCGUCAUCAGCUGGCUGUAGGAGCGACGAGAAUCAAAACAGAAAAUCAGAUUAAAACUCAAACUGGCUUCGGUUUAAUGAGACGGUUAUUCGUUAAAGGUUGUUUUUCCAGACGAGUUUAAAAUGAUUCACUGCGCCCUGCCUACAUCCUGCCUUCGCCUCAUGGUGCAGUAGAAACGGAGAUGGAUAAGAUCCUGGAAGCUUUGGUGAGUUCGUCUCACCCCUUAACCAUUAAACGAGCCAUAGUGAAGAAGGUGGUAGAGGCUGCAGAGAAGGAGGUGACAGAGGAGCAGUGCCAGGCCCUUUACCGCCUGACUGCGCGGCUCAUCCUGCAGGGCGAGGAUGCCUUUCAGCAACAGGUGGGCCAGCAGGUGCAGGAGGCUUAUGCCCGCUUCCACCGGGAUGAGUUUGCCCGAUUUCUCAGCAAGGAGUUCGUCCUGGGGCUCUUGCAGCAGGGCUACGGAUCGCUAGACCGGAGGGACCCAGCUAUCCUGGACUUCCUGCAUGGCUGCCUGCGGCUUCUUCUCAGCUGCCCAGCCGUGCUGGAACUGGCGCCGCUGAUGCAGACAGAAGUGCUACGAAUGGUUUGUGAGCGCCCUGAGGCCGCGCUCUGUGCCAAACUGGCUGCUCUACUGACCGACUUCCCUCAGUGUGUGCCGCGGGACAAAGCAGCCGUGCUGUUCUGCCAGCAGCUGGUGCGAACCUUCGCCCAUUUCCAGUGCCCAGUGGGCCAGGAGGCAGAGCUGCGGCGCUACGUCACGCAGGUGAGUCGCGUCGCCACUCUGCUGCAGGGCAUCUGGAAGGUGGAGCCGGCCACGCUGCUGCCGUCACUUCAGGAGGUGUUCGCUAUCAUCUCCUCUACAGACCCUUCCUUUGAGCCCUCCAUUGCUCUGGCCAGCCUGGUGCAGCACAUCCCUCUGCAGAUGAUCACAGUCCUCAUCAAGAGUCUUACCACUGACCAAAACGUCAAAGAUGCCAGUAUGACACAAGCACUCAGCAGGAUGAUCGACUGGCUGUCUUGGCCCCUUGCCAAUCAUGUAGACACCUGGGUUAUUGCUCUACUAAAGGGACUGGCUGCUGUGCAGAAAUUCACUAUCCUCAUAGACGUCACAUUGCUCAAAAUUGAACUGGUCUUUAAUCGUUUGUGGUACCCCAUUGUAAGACAGGGAGCAUUAGCUGUUCUCUCUCACAUGCUGCUUAGCUUCCAGCACUCUCCAGAGGCAUUCCACCUGGUGGUUCCCCAUGUGGUACCGCUGGUGCAGUCUCUGCAGAACGAUGGGCUUCCCACCAGCAAAGCCUUCUUGCUGCAGUUCACUGAGCUGAUCCACUGCAUGAUGUACCAGUACUCGGGCUUCCCUGACCUCUACGACAGCAUCCUCGAAGCCAUUAAGGAACUACCUAAACCUAGUGAAGAGAAGAUCAAGUUUGUGCUGAACCAAAGUGCCUGGACCUCGCAGUCAAACUCUUUUGCCUCAGGACUGCUGAGGCUUACGGGCAAAUCAGAGACAGGGAAGACGGGUCUUGUGAACUUGGGCAACACGUGUUACAUGAACAGCAUCAUUCAGACCCUCUUCAUGGCUACAGAUUUCAGACGGAAUGUCUUAUCCCUGCAUCUGAAUGGCUCUAAUACCCUGAUGAAGAAGCUUCAACUCCUCUUUGCUUUCUUAGCUCAUACACAGCGAGCAGCAUAUGCACCAAGGAGUUUUCUAGAAGUGUCACGGCCACCCUGGUUCACAGUUGGCUCCCAACAAGACUGUUCUGAGUAUCUGCGCUUCCUUUUGGACAGAUUGCAUGAGGAAGAAAAAACUCUCCAAGCGCUUCAGACAGCAAAGCCUAAGGUGGUCUCUGUCAAUGCCGAGGGUAUUGGUGACGGUGUGACUCACAGCGUGAACGACACACUGUCCCAUUCUCAUGUGGAACCUGUGGUCGCCGAGGGUGACGGGCGGACUCUGGUCGAGCGAAUGUUUGGCGGCCGUCUUUCCACGCGCAUCUGCUGUCUGCAGUGCCACAGUCUGUCUGAGAAAGAGGAACCUUUUACGGACCUUUCCCUGGCCUUCUGCCCCUCUGCCCCACAGUCCGCUGUAGGACCCUGCCAAGGAGCUGUUAAUGGAGGCAGUGAGAAUUUGGAAGGCCCUGUUAAAGAAGCCCAGAGUGUAGAGCGACCUGCGACCGAGCCAGCUCUGUCCCUGCAUGACCUCCUGGAGUAUUUUCUGGCCCCAGAAAUCCUGGAGGAAGAGAACUGCUACUUCUGUGAGCGCUGUGGGUCACUGCAGCGGGCCGAGCGCGUCAUGAGGGUGGUGGCUGCGCCUGAAUACCUCAUUCUCACACUGCUGCGCUUCUCUUAUGACGCCACAUGCCAUGUCCGCCGCAAAAUCCUGGACAAUGUGGGCAUGCCACUGCGCAUGUGCCUGCCCGUUCACCAGCACCAUGCAUCUGCCUCUAAUACUGCUGCUGUCUCUUCGUCUUCCUCAUCCUCACCGGCGCAGAUUGACUCCCCCGAGAGUGGCGAGAACUUAGCCAAGAAGCUGAAGCCAUCUCGGAGAGAGGAAGAAGAGGAAAGGUUAACGGACACUGGGAGAGAGGGAGGUACAAAAGGGGAAAGAUCAGGGGUGCAUUUAGUCCCAUAUGUCCUUAGUUCUGUCGUGAUGCAUUCCGGGAUGUCCUCAGAGAGCGGUCACUACUACUCAUAUGGCAGGAAUGUGAGCGGGACAGAUGUGUGUGCCGCUGCUACGACAAUAGCCAAUUCCUGCAGCAAAAAUUCUGAAACAGAGGCAGGGCUUAACCACAGUGGCCAGUCAGAAAGCUUCACCGCUUCGCAGGACGUAGUAGAGUGUGGAGGACAAAGCUCCAGCGAAUGGUUCUUGUUCAAUGACAGUCGAGUGACUUUCACCAACUUUCAGUCUGUGCAGAAUGUUACAAGUCGUUUCCCCAAGGACACAGCCUAUGUACUGAUAUACAGAAAACAGGACAUUGGCGGUCAGCCUGGUGGCGCACGAGGUAUUGUUAACAGCUCAAAGUUUAACGGGGAGCCACCACUUCAUAAAGACCUGAUGGAUGCCAUCACCAAAGACAAUAAACUCUUCUUGCAGGAGCAGGAGCUCAACGCCAGAACCCGCGCUCUCCAGGCAGCCUCGGCCUCCUGCUCGUUUCGGCCCAACGGCUCAGACGACAACGAGCCUCCGGGCAGCUGUGGCCCUUCGGGUGGGGGAGGGGGCGGGGGCUUCAACACUGUCAGCAGACUGGUCUUCUGAGACUAGGACGCACACACUCUCACACAGAGCACUGGACUCAAACGUUCAAGCCUAAACACUGGACUCCAUUUACAAUCCAGUCUCUUCGGUUUCCUAAUAACUCUCCCACUUAAAAACAGCUUUGCUUUCUGGUUUGCAUGCAUUUCCCCCUUAUAUUUCCUUGUUACAAAGUGUUGACUAAGCACUUUUGAUCCUACAGGUCACGAUUGGCCUAUCCAUGGGCCCAUGCCCUGACAACAUUUACGAUUGCCAACUUAUUUAAUAACUAGUGAUUACUUUCAACUCUGAAGAGCUAUUUUUCCCCAACAUGUAACCAUCUUUCUCCACUCAUUCACACUGUACUUGAAGAGCUGUUUGCUUAGGUUGUUUAUUUAACACGGUUUUUCCUGUGCUGUGAUUGGUUAAGUGACAUGCCCAUGGAUAGGUCAUAAACUGACACGUUGAUGCAAUAAAUAUCCACAGAAGGAUGCAAUACUGAUUUUUGUUCCAUAGAACUUGAGCUACACUAUGGGUUAGCGAAAAUAAUGUCUGGCAAAUAUGUGUGAAUAGAUUUUUUUGACAAACUAAGACUUAACUUGCAUGCUAAAUAUUUGAAUUGAAUUUUCUUCUGGUUUGGGGUGACAUCACGAAUAUUGCUGUUUUUAUAUUAUAUUAUUUGUUUUAACUAAGUUAUUUCGCGCAUUCAGGGAGUAUUUUUUUUCCCUUGGGUUUUAAGCUGAUUUUCUGUGCCUUUUGAUACACAUUUAAGAUUUUACAGGAUGAUUUGACUUGAUUUAAAAAAAAUAAGCCUUGUGCUUUACUGUACAGUGUUAAUAUUUGAUCAAUGUUUUUCUUUUUCUCCAACAGUAAAGGUGCAUCGAGAAGCAAUGUCUGAUUUAUUAUAUGUACAAAAAUAUAUGUAAAUAAUUUCAAAGUGCUUCUAAUGGACUGUGUCUGACACUUAUCAUGCAGACAGUGGGCCAUAUUUAUCAAACUUGCCAAAGUAAGAGUGCUGCAGUCAGACAUAGCCUUUUACAACUUAAUGAAGGUAUAAUAUUGAAAAAAGAGGGAUUACUUUUACUGUGAGCUGCUUGAUAAAUAUGGAUAACUGACUGGUCUGCCAACUCUCAUACCAUGCUGCUAAUUAUUCAGCGCGUCUGAUGGAGGAUCUCCUACACUUUGAUUCUUGGCUAAUUGCUAGUUGUUUAAGUAUGAGUAAAAGAUGUUUUCACUUUGAGUUUUAAAGUAUAAUGAGUUUUAAAGAAUAUACAGGCGGAUUUUUACACAUUUUAAACAUCAAGAUGUAAACAAUGUCAUUCAGACUGGUUUGAUGUGAAAUGCUGUAUUCUAGAGAAAUCUGCAGUCAGAAUUGUUUACAGUGGUGAUGAUAGAAAUCAGACAUCUCUAAAAGCUCCCUCACAGAAAGUUAUAACACAAAAUGAUUACAAAAACGCAGCCUGAUGUCUGAGAUGGGUUUUUUUAAAUACGUUUUUGGGCUAAAAUAUAUUGUUUAAAGUAUAUCCGUGGUUGUGAGGCAAAAUGGUACCUGACUAAAUCUUUGUUUUUUUUUUCCAGAUUUAACUCUAUUUUACCAAUCAUCUUUACAUAUUAAACCUCAGAAGACGUCGUUUAGCCAGUCAUUUUGGAUAUUAAAGCUGCACUAUGUGAGAAGUAGCAUUAUGAGUGAGUAAGGAAAAAAAAAAACAUUACAAACUGCAAGUCACCCAGUAAAGACCGAAAUAAUAAUUUAAAAGUCAGAGGUGUCAGAUUGGAUGUUAUGGUAGUUUUUCGAAACACGUCAUACAUCUUUGCGUAUUAAGGAAAUGUGCACAGGCUUAAGAAGAUGCGGCUUGAUGUUUAGGUCUCAAAUGCAAAAUCAACAUUAUACUGAAGAUAUGACGACAAUAGUCGUUAAUUCAUACAUCCUUGAAAGACACAUCCUUCCCCUAGUUUGACUUGAGUUCUCAUUGAAUGCUCUUUCAAUGUGCUCGCAGUAAUCAGAUCCAUCCACUCAGGAAGCACAACAGACGUUACAGAAUGUUCUUUGGCACACUAUGUGCAAUUACAUAUUUCCACCAGAGAGGUCUCCAUGUCCCCAAAACUACUCAAUGGUUCCUAUCACCACUAAAGAAAUCAGAGUUGGUGAAGUUUCUCUACAGUGAAACGUUUCACAUCAAACCACUCUGAAUGACUUUUUACAUCUCAGUAAAUGAAAAUGCAACAAUUCCUUUUUAAAUUCCCCUUUAAAAGUGUAAAGUCCACCUUUAGGUUUUAUGUAGUGGUCUUAAUGAUCCAAAUUGAAUCCUUAUAGUUUGGCUACCAACUUAAAAAGAUUGUCAUUAACCUCCAUGUGUGACGAUGUCACAUCCAGCUGUAGUGCUCUGGGACGUGGAUAACUGAAAUGUUUUUGGUUAUUGUGGUGAGGCCGUGUGGAAAGCGCCCUUGUGCUGUUUUUAACCUUUUGCAGAGUUCAGAUAGCCCUAUGUAAUUUCAGCAAUCUGAGUUAGCUCAGAUGACUGGAAUUCCUAUUCAAGAAGUGUCCGGUUAUAUAAGACAUGGUGUUUAUUUCAGAAUAAAAGCAAAGAAAUGAAA